Molecule: messenger RNA, 1704 nt
Organism: Akanthomyces muscarius
Lineage: Eukaryota; Fungi; Ascomycota; Sordariomycetes; Hypocreales; Cordycipitaceae
Exons: 3
Coding region: 1-1704 (567 amino acids)
Molecular function (GO): arylsulfatase activity
Source: RefSeq, a predicted model, not a curated record
AUGUCCCCCGCCAACACGACAACGGACAGACGUCCCAACUUCCUCGUCAUUGUCGCAGACGACCUGGGCUUUUCCGACAUUGGCGCUUUCGGCAGCGAGAUCAAAACGCCCAAUCUCGACAAGCUCGCAGAGAACGGGCUCAAGUUCAACGACUUCCACGCCGCCUCAGCAUGCUCACCAACGCGAUCCAUGCUGCUGACAGGCACCGACCAUCACAUCGCGGGGAUCGGCACCAUGGCAGAGACGCCCGACUUUGAGUUCCACAAGGGCAAGCCCGGCUACGAGGGCUUUCUCAACGACCGUGUCGCGCCGCUGCCGGAGCUGCUGCACGAUGGCGGCUACCUGACGCUCAUGGCGGGAAAAUGGCAUCUUGGGCGCACGCCGGAGCGCUUCCCCUCGGCGCGCGGCUUUGAACGGUCGUUUGCGCUGCUCCCUGGCGCUGCGAACCAUUUUGGGUACGAACCGAUAUUGGACGAGCAAGACGAGUUGCCAAAUUGGCUGCAGCAGAUUCCCAGCGUCUACGUCGAGGGUGACGAGAACAUCCACCCCAAGAGCCUCGGGCCCGACUUUUACUCGAGCGACGCAUUCGCCGACCGGCUUCUGGAGUACUUCAAUGAGCGCUCGUCGCAGGACAAAGAACGGCCGUUCUUUGCAUAUCUGCCGUUCACGGCGCCGCACUGGCCGCUGCAGGUGCCGGACGAGGACCGCGACAGAUACAGGGGCCGGUACGACGACGGCCCCGAGGUACUGCGCCAGGAGCGCAUCGCCAAGCUCAAGGCCCUCAAGCUCGUGCCCCAAGAAGCACCGGCGCAUCCUGUCAUUGCGUUUCCAGAGGAUAAUGAGCUUAGCAAGGAGUGGGAGCAGCUGUCGCCCGAGGGCAAGGCCGCCUCUGCGCGGCGCAUGGAAAUCUACGCCGCCAUGGUUGAGCGCAUGGACACGCAGAUCGGCAAAGUGACUGCGUACCUCGAGCAGACGGGUGAGCUGGAUAAUACAUUUGUGCUCUUCAUGUCGGACAAUGGUGCCGAGGGCCUGCUUCUCGAAGCCGUGCCCAUGGUCGGCGCCAACUUUGAGGAGCAUCUCGAAAAGUACUACGACAACUCGAUUGGCAACCUCGGUCGGUACAACUCCUUUGCGUGGUACGGCCCGCGCUGGGCCUCGGCCGGCACGGCGCCGUCGCGGCUGUACAAGACCUUUACCUCUGAAGGCGGCAUCCGCGUGCCCUUCAUCCUGCGCUACCCGCCCUUUUCCGCCCACCGCGCCGGCGGCAUCGAGAGCGCCUUUACGACGGUCAUGGACAUUUGCCCGACGAUCCUGGAGCUCGCGAGCGUGAAGCACCCGGGGACGCUAUACAAGGGCCGCGACAACGCCCCGUUGCGCGGCCGGUCGUGGGUGCCGUAUCUGCGCAGAGGCGGCAACGGCAACGGCGAGAUCCAUUCCGCCGACCACAUCACGGCGUGGGAGCUCUUUGGGCGGAUGGGCCUGCGCCAGGGAAAGUGGAAAGCGAUUUUUAUUCCAAAACCGUUCGGGCCGGGAAGGUGGCAGCUGUAUGAUCUGAGCGUGGACCCGGGCGAGACGGAGGAUCUGGCGGCGCAGCACGAGGGCAAGAUGGGAGAGUUGCUGGAGGCGUACAAGGAUUAUGCGCUGGAAAUGGGGCUCGAUGACAGCCAGUUUGAGUACGGGACGUUUUUGAACACUGCGCAGUAG